AUGUGCCGUGUAAAAGAGGAAAAGAAGGAAGACGAGACUAUCACGGAAGAAUCGAGGAAACUUGCUGAUCAGGAAGCCAAACUCAACAUUGUCCUAUUUCACAUUGCCAAACACGCCUCAUCAGCCUCUCCUCACCCUGAACUCCGCACCAUCCACUCCGCGUUGCAAGCCGGAGACAAGCUCUCGGGAAAGAUCUUGUCUGGAGGAUGGACCAAUUACUCGUACAAGAUCUACCUGGAAAGCCAACCUGAUUGUCGUCUUUUUGCCAAAGUCUGCUUUGCUUACGCUCUUUGGGAUCCUUCGGAGGAGAGUACCUACUACGACCUCGACCGACAAACUACCGAGUUUCAAUUGAUGGAGCACUUUUCCGGCAAACUCAACAAUGCCAAGGUCGUCGCCACCCCCUAUCUGCUCUUGGACGUUUCGGAUGAUCUACGCAUCAUCGUCACGGAAUGGGCAUCUGCGGAAGAGCAAUGGGCGAACCAAUUCAUUGACGGCCACGUCGAUCGUCGUUUGCUUCCGUCGAUUGCCGAGACCAUGGCAUCCAUUCAUCUGACGACACCAGAAGAACUUCCCAAGAACUUGAAUCAAGGAAUGAAAGAAGGUCUCGGUACGAUGAUUUCGGCCUUUGACAAAGACGUUGCCAACCAUUAUGAGAAUGCAGACAUGUCGGCCGAUGCUUGCCUGUCUCUCCUGGCGGAACUUGGCCAAGAUCGGGUGUUUGCGAUUACAGAGGCCAUGAACCUUGCCGCAAAAACGGACCAGUCCAUUCUGGGUCAUGCGGAUCUUCACGUCUUUAACAUUUUGGUGGAAUCCAAGCCAGAUGACAAUGAGUUGGAAGUGUUUGGACCCAAGGGCAUCUUUUGUAUUUGCGACUGGGAAAUGGCCCAUUGGUGCCCCAAAGGCCGCGAUAUUGGAUUGCUCUACUGUUUCCCUAUUGCAGCGGCGUACUUUCAUGCUACCCAAGGGCACGUGAGACAGGCCAAUGAUAUGAUAGAUUGUUUGCGGGAACAUUGGGACGUCUAUUCCCUAGCAAUGACAAAGAACGGCAACAAGUCUCAAGCGUACCUGCGGGAAGCCUUUCGUUCAGUUCUUGGUUUUUGUGGAAUGUUCCUGUUUCUCAUCUUUUAUACAAAGGGUGGGUUGGUGGAUAUGAUUCAUAAGGAUGGCCUCUCGGACGAGGAUGUGUCCACUAUAAUGGGUUUGCUGGGCAAGACAGGUCUUCAUUUUUUGGAAUGGUCUUUCAUGGACGAUGUGGAUGAAGCAAGCCUGGAUCUGGAGGGUCUUCGCAAGUUGUUCCAAGCCUCUAUCGAGCAAGACAUGGCAACUUUGGUCUCCUCCCGAGCAGCGAAGCGUCCGAGCAUUCGUCGAUCAUCGUUGCUCCGUAAGCAGGGCCGCCGUGUCAGUGAUGCUUCUCUCUUGUCUAUGCAGAGCAUUCAGGCCACUUUGGAACUUGAUGAGGACUUUCAAAUGUGA
Messenger RNA from Seminavis robusta, 1476 nucleotides. Lineage: Eukaryota; Bacillariophyta; Bacillariophyceae; Naviculales; Naviculaceae. The record is from the annotation of a GenBank genome assembly.